Messenger RNA from Xenopus laevis (African clawed frog), 771 nucleotides. It is a transcript of the gene prdx2.L, whose product is annotated as peroxiredoxin 2 L homeolog. Gene Ontology annotation, cellular component: cytosol; cytoplasm. The record is from RefSeq and is marked provisional. Gene Ontology annotation, molecular function: thioredoxin-dependent peroxiredoxin activity; peroxidase activity; peroxiredoxin activity. NCBI's taxonomy places the organism in Eukaryota, Metazoa, Chordata, Amphibia, Anura, Pipidae. Gene Ontology annotation, biological process: response to oxidative stress; hydrogen peroxide catabolic process; leukocyte activation.
GUUUUUGCAGUUAAUUCGGUCUCUGUAAUUCACAUCAUGGCGUGUCCUGUGCGUGCAGUGAAAACUCACAUUGGCAAGCCAUCCCCAGCCUUUCAGGCCACCGCUUUGGUAAAUGGAGAAUUUAAAGAGAUCCAGCUGUCGGACUAUUUAGGUAAAUACGUGGUUUUAUUUUUCUACCCGUUGGACUUUACCUUUGUCUGCCCCACGGAGAUCAUUGCCUUCAGUAACCACGCUGAAGACUUCAAGAAGAUCAACUGCCAGCUGAUUGCCGUCUCUGUAGAUUCCCAAUUUACCCACCUUGCAUGGACCAAAGUGCCCCGUAAAGAAGGAGGUUUGGGGCCUGUUAAUAUACCCCUGGUGUCUGACCUGACCCAUUCUAUUGCAAAGGAUUACGGUGUCCUGAAAGAAGAGGAUGGAGUUGCAUACAGAGGCCUCUUCAUUAUUGAUGGGAAAGGGAUCCUUCGUCAGAUCACUAUUAACGACCUUCCUGUUGGUCGCUCUGUGGAUGAGACAUUGCGUCUGGUGCAGGCGUUCCAAUACACCGAUGUACAUGGAGAGGUGUGUCCAGCAGGAUGGAAGCCCGGCAGCAGCACCAUUAAGCCCAAUGUAAAAGACAGCAAGGAGUUCUUCUCUAAAGAAUACUAAUGGCUGAUCCAGCUCACAAGGAGACCAAUGAUCUUCUGCAAUGAACGUGCACUGACAUCAUCACUGUCCAAACUGACACUCCCAGCACUUAUUCCUAAUCUUAAUUAAAAAGUCCUAAGAAAAAAA